This is a messenger RNA of Aspergillus heteromorphus CBS 117.55, 1167 nucleotides long. RefSeq names its product putative pectin methylesterase. The transcript is spliced from 2 exons. Bases 1 to 1167 code for a protein of 388 amino acids. NCBI's taxonomy places the organism in Eukaryota, Fungi, Ascomycota, Eurotiomycetes, Eurotiales, Aspergillaceae. The record is from RefSeq and is a predicted model, not a curated record. Gene Ontology annotation, biological process: cell wall modification. Gene Ontology annotation, molecular function: pectinesterase activity.
AUGCUACUCUUCAGUCUUCUCCUCGCCCUCCAGGCCCUCCUGGUGCACUCGGCCGCCCUGCGACGGGACUCCCUGACCACCGCUGCCCGCGAGAAAUGCCAGACCACGCUGCAGUGUCCCCCGGGCACUCUGGUCGUCUCCAGCACCGCCCACCCGCUCGCCAACUUCACCACCCUGCAGUCGGCCAUUGAUGCCCUCCCCAACGACAACUCCUCCCAGACCAUCCUCAUCCUCUCCGGGUCCUACCAUCAGCAAGUCAACAUCACGCGCGCCGGGCCCAUCACCCUGCUGGGCGAGCAGCCCGACCCAGCGGCGCUGACCGACGCGGCGCGCAACACCGUCAACCUCACCUGGGCGGCCGCCAAUGAAGACAACACCGGCGAGUCGGUCGACAACGUCUACUCUAGCGUGAUGAUCGUCUCGCCCACCCUGGACGCGAGUUUGACAGGCUCCGGCACGACCGGCUACCCGGUCCCGGCCGACACGCCCUUUGGCAACACGGACUUCCGCGUGUAUAACAUCGACUUCCGCAACACCUGGGCCGACUACACGGACGGGCCAGCGCACGCCAUCAGCUUCAGUCGGUCCAACGGCGGUUUCUACUACUGCGGGUUCUACUCGUACCAGGAUACAGUCUACAUCGGCAAACUCGGCUCCGCAUACGUCCACUCGUCCAUUUUAGCCGGCGAAACCGACUUCCUCUACGGCUUCGGCACACUGUACAUCCAAUCGUCGCAGAUCCUCCUGCGGUCCUGCGGCGGCGGCAUCACCGCCUGGAAAGGCACGAACACGACAUUCGUCAACAACUACGGGGUGUACAUCCACGACUCGACCGUGCGCGCCGCCAACACGUCCAUCGCCCCGGAUAUCAAGGGGGCCUGCGCGCUCGGCCGGCCCUGGAACUCCCUGCACCGGUCGAUCUUCGCUAACACGCACGAGGACGGCAGCAUCGAGCCGUCCGGGUACAUCGAUUGGGAGGACCGGUGGACGGCCAACCAGACCCUGAUGGCGGAGUAUCGGGCUUUUGGGCCGGGAUUUAAUCUGACGGGGAGAGAGGAGAGUGAGGUUUCGGUGUUGUUGGGGGACAAGGGGUAUGAGCGGUAUAGUUCCAUUGAGAAGGUGUUUUUGGGUGAUGUGGCUUGGAUUGAUUGGGAGGUUGCGGCUUGA